Messenger RNA from Cyprinus carpio (common carp), 3090 nucleotides. Its product is annotated as coiled-coil domain-containing protein 66-like. The record is from RefSeq and is a predicted model, not a curated record. Gene Ontology annotation, molecular function: microtubule binding. Lineage: Eukaryota; Metazoa; Chordata; Actinopteri; Cypriniformes; Cyprinidae. Gene Ontology annotation, cellular component: microtubule; cilium. Gene Ontology annotation, biological process: cilium assembly.
GGCUGUAGAUGAAGACAAUCCGCCUCAGCCAAUCAGAAGAGCGCUUACUGGUCGCGAGCAGCAACGGACACGCGUUUCAACAGAACUCACAGGCGUCAAAACAUUAGAGGCUUUAAAAUGAUGAAUUUGGGUGAUGGCCUGUUGUUGGAACUGGAGAAUGGCAUGCCCAGGCUUGUUCUGGCUAAGUAUGGUGCUGAAUCAAAGUCUUUUAAUAAGAAGGGCUCUUGUCGGAUUCCUCCAAGAAAAACAACGCACAAAAUCAUCAACUCCAAACAAGGUCCUCCUCAACCAGACAAAGCCAAACAGGAAAAAAGAAGCAAAAACACACCAGCUGUUAGUUCUGUUGGGCAGAAUAUCACACACGGAUCCAGAAUGACCACUGCCAAGUGCAGGCCUGAGAGCACGUCCAGCGAGGCUGUGAGAGUCCAGUCGGACAGCAGCAGGAAUGAUUCUUGCAUAGUCACCCGGCAGAAAGAGAGUGUGGUGUGUAUGACACAGGAGCAGUUUCAGCAGAUACUGAGCACCAUCAGCAGAUCAACCGCUGCAAAUGCACAGCAUGAUUCGGACACACGCACCCACAAAGCAGAACCUGUGGCCAGCUCAGAGGAAAACUGUCCUGGAACUACAGGAAGAGCUGAAGAGUUGAUCCUGGACGACCAUAAUUACAGACACAGAGCGUCACAAGUAAAGACAGACAGACAGUUUCUCUCAGAUGAGCAGCAGUCAGGAUUGUUCAGCACAUUUGGAGAAAGGGAAAGAGAGCGAGACAAACUGGAAGCCAGAAAAGCUCAGUGGAGGAGAGAGCUAGAUGAGCAGAUGGCUCUAAAGAGGCAGCAAAAAGCCAGUCUCAAAGAUCCGAAAGCUCACAAUGAAUCAUGUGAAGUGAGGCUGCAAGAUCUGCCUGACACAGACGGAUCGAGCACACAAGCUGCUGUUCAGACACAGCCAGAGCUUCCUGCUGCCAUCCGCUCUGUCUUUAUAGUGGGGGAAGCAGCUCCUGUGGAGGACAUGUUCAAUGCUCAGAGACAGGAGCAGCAGAGACGCUGGUUACAGGAACUGGACAAGCAGAGAGAGGAGGCCAAACUACGCCGACAACACGACAAAGAGAUCAACAGCCAGGCUGAGGACAUCGAGCGGUGGGCCGUUCAUUUUGACUCUCUUCAUCAGCCCUCAGCUGUGGGCCCCGAGCGAAGGGUGCCUGACGUGAGCAGCUGUCUGUCACAUCAUCGCUCCGUCUCUGGAGCGCUGUCCACUGCAUGGGACGGCAUGAGUGCGUUUGGAGGAGACAGUCUGGGCAGGACCAGUGUUGACAACACUCAGGGAAACCAACAGAGAUCCAGUUAUCUUCGCACAAUGACAGCUUUGCUGGACCCUACUCAGAUCGAGGAGCGAGAACGGCGAAAACUCAAACAGCUUGAGCACCAGCGAGCAAUCGAGGCUCAGGUAGAGGAGCGCAGACAUCAGAAAGAGAAAGAGGAGGCCGUACGGAGAGCACAGGAACAAGAAGAGGAGAGGAGGGUUGAAAGAGAGCGAGAACGACUCCAGCAGCAGUAUAUGAAGGACACGGAGCAACAGAGACACAGAGAGGAGGUGCAUUCACGUAAAACAGAGGAGCUGUAUCUGAGCAUUCAAAGAGCCCAAGAGGACGCUCUUAAAGACAAACACAUCCAGAGAAUCAGAGACCUGGCAAAGAAAGGCCACAAUGUAUCCAAACUGCUGCGCAGCCUGGAAGGAGACUCUGUCUCACAGGCCCUCAGCAGUGAAGAUUUACCUGGUAAAUCAGCCAUGCCGCAGAGUCAGACCCAGAGAACGACACCUCCUUCCACAACAUCUCCAAGAAAAGACACCGCUGUUCAGACAGAGAUCAGUCCUCCGCCUGUGAAUGAGACCAUUAGAGAUGCAGAUAAACAAUCUCCCAGUGCUGCAGGAACAUGCACAGCUCCUCCAAACGGCAAGAAAUCCCAUCAAGGUGAGGUAAAAGCAUCUGAAAAGAGCCACAGCAGAGAGCAUAUGUGUGCUGCUCUGAAAGAAGUAAGAGCGGACCCUCAUGAGCCUUACACACGGACCGGCAGGAACCACAGACUCGAAACAAGGCCAGAGUGGAACACACAGAGACCCAGUAAAGCAUUCGUCCCGGCGUCUGACCGGUACCCUGAAGCCCUACAGAGACACAGGCAGGAGAGCAGGAGACAGAGGCAGAGAGAGCUCAUGACGCUGGUGGAAAGAAACACACGGUCACGAACACCGCAGCAAGAUCUGCUGCCACCAGCAAACAAGUUUAAUAAUCACAAACCUCAAGCACAGAGACUCAGGACGUCUCCACAACUACAGGGUGAAAAUCAACUCCAAGAAGCAUCAGCCUUCAGUGCUGAAAGCAAGGUGACGUCUCCUCCCGUUCCUGCAGUAAAGACCCGUGUGCAACAGCCAUCACAACAGUCCCUUUACCAAAUGACGGAGGAAAUGGGGCACCUGCCGUUAUUAGACUAUGUGCCGUGCAUGCGCACAGACGAGGUUUAUCACAUGGACCUCCUCGCUCCACUGUCCAGACUCUCGACAUAUGAAGCCCAGCAGAGGGUGGACACAGUUAUGAGCGGCUACAGGGAGGCGCCGCCUUGGGUCCAGAAUGACCUCCACCCUACUAAAAGCACUGAACAACAGCAGGCCAUCCUGAAGGGUCUGUCCGAGCUGAGACAGGGUCUGCUGCAGAGACAAAGAGAGCUCGAAACCAGUCUAAACCCCGCACUGCAAACACAACACAGAAACCACUUCUCACCUUUUUGACCUGUGUGAUCCAGAGCUGCUUCCAAAAACAAAGACCAAACCUGGUCCAGCACUUUAUACUGUAAGAUGUGAACAAUGGAGCUAUAAACAGAGAUGUUGCUGUCUGACACUUGAAUUAAAUGAAUGGAGUAUCUGUUAGACACUCUUAUCAAGGACUUAUUGUAGAUGUGUAACACAUUUUGAACUGGAAAUCUUGAAUGCGAUGUAGGAAUGAUUAGAUUUUAUGGCUUGAAUGUGAAUUUUACAGUUUUCCCUACAUGUGAAUUAAAUGUAUUUUAACCCUUUUAAAUUAAACUUUAAGUUGCUGAA